Molecule: messenger RNA, 1098 nt
Organism: Diversispora eburnea
Lineage: Eukaryota; Fungi; Glomeromycota; Glomeromycetes; Diversisporales; Diversisporaceae
Source: the annotation of a GenBank genome assembly
AUGAUUACGAUUCCUAAUACCUUUUACUGGCUUUGCGGUAUAGUGAGUGGUGCCGGUCUUAUUUAUGUGGCACAAUAUAUAUACAACCGAAAACCAAAAUAUGUUAAGAAACGAACUGAACAAAAUUCUAGUUCAAACUUAAUAAACCUCCUUUAUUCGAUUUCUGACGACCAAGCAAAAAGAGGUUAUAACUUUGUUCUUCAAAACCCUAUUAGAGGAGUUCGUUAUAAAUGUGCAAACUGUGUCGACUAUGAUCUAUGCGAAUUUUGUGAACAAAAAGAUGACGUACAUCUUAAUCUUCACACCUUUUUGAAAAUAAAAAUUCCUAUUCCAUCAUUGGCUAAUCCAAGAAAAGCAUUACUUAACGUAUUUUAUCCAGGUGUAGGUCAAGGUUCCCAUACACAAUUUACGAGUGUUCAAAGAAUACGUGAUUUAGUGAAAGAAACACAAUUUCAAAAAGCAGAAAUUGAUGCACUUUAUGAUCAAUUCAUGUCUUUGGUGAAUGUUCAUGAUGGUCAGGGUGGUAUCGAUCGAUCUACAUUUGAAUAUUGUCUUGGACCAUUAGGAAUUGAGAAGAAUUUACUUACUGAACGAUUAUGGAAAUUCUUUGAUAAGGAUGAAGAUGGAAUAAUUAGUUUUAGUGAAAUGGUUUGUGGACUUUCGGUUUUUUGUAAGGGAAGUGAUGAAGAUAAGAUCAAAUGUGCAUUUAAAGGUUAUGAUCUAGAUGGCGAUGAAUUAAUUAGUAAAGAUGAAAUUCGUAAAGUUUUUAAAGCAUACCUUGAACUCAAUCAUGAAUUUACUAAAGAAUUGAUUUCAUCAAUUGAAAACGAUUUAACCAAUAAUCAAAUAUCAUUUGAUUUGUCACUCGAGAAUGAGAUUAAUAAAUGUUUCAAUCAAAAAAGUUUUGAAGAACUUUCAAAUUUUCCUGUAAUUGAAUUGUUGGGUGAAGAAGCUCUCAAUGAAAUUGUUGAUAAAAUAUUUAAUAAUAUUGAUACUUACGGAAAAGGAUUUAUUUCAUAUGAUGAAUUUAAGGAAUAUUCACAAUCUAUUGAUAUGUCCUUGGUAAACUGGUUUGGAGCUUUAGGCAGUAUAUUUUAA